Molecule: messenger RNA, 974 nt
Organism: Laetiporus sulphureus 93-53
Lineage: Eukaryota; Fungi; Basidiomycota; Agaricomycetes; Polyporales; Laetiporaceae
Exons: 7
Coding region: 400-897 (165 amino acids)
Source: RefSeq, a predicted model, not a curated record
GUAGUUCGCGCACGGAUGCAGAAUGAAUGACAGCAGCUCGCGUGGCCGAUCACUGAUUCACGUUCGAUCACAUCUAUUGUGGCCUUCACCCUCGCAUAUUGCCACAGAGCUUUCACUGCAACGGCUUUAUACGACGAGCUAUAUCCAAAAAAAGGACCUCUAAUACAGCUAUGCCAGCGUCAGGCUCGGCCAUAACGAAGCUUUCGCGCGCACAACGUCAGAGUACUCACCCGAAAGUGACGUUCGAAGGAGUCAACGUUGACACAGCGAUGGAGGAUGUCAUUGAGAAUGGCGAUGGAGAAGACGACGACGGCGGCGAUGGCGAGGAAGACAGGUAUGUCGUGAAUUACUACUUGACUAUAUGCGCGUGCUGAAUAUGCGCAUACACUCAUCAGUGGAAUGUUAGAGAUGCUCAGCAUGCUACAACAGAUUCAGAAACAUAAGGCAAGCAAGACAUCGUCGCACUCAAACACCGCCUUUCAGAACGAAAAGACAGCGCUCUUCAGCGGGGCACGCAAGGAGGUAGAGACAAUCGUGCAUGACGGUGUGACGUAUAUUGAUCAGUGUAAGGCUAGAAUUGCCGAAUUAAGAGCCCAAGAGACAUCGCAGGACGAUCACUUUAAAGAUCUUUCUCUUCUCUGGAAGAAUCAUGAUGAAUGCAUACGUGGCUUGCUCGGGACAUACCCCUCUUUAAUUGAGAACCUCUCGCACCGCAGAGCGGAGUAUAUCAACGAUGCAAGCGCUAUGCUGGAGGCCCACGCGGUGGGACGCCAGAGAUCACGCCGUAGGCUUGUGAUGAAUGCGAGGGCCCGGAUGGACGAGAACAUAGAGAAUCAGAAGCUCGCCACAGACGCCACAGCACUCAUCAAGCACUACAAAGCUCUCUUGCUUUCUUGAGCAUCGGGAAUGAUUAUGCGUCGGAGAGGCUCUACUUCAGUCUGCUUGCGCUUCCGAACCGACUCGUUACCAUGUAU